Messenger RNA from Cryptomeria japonica (Japanese cedar), 2927 nucleotides. Its product is annotated as protein TRANSPORT INHIBITOR RESPONSE 1. The transcript has 3 exons. The coding region runs from base 670 to 2400 and encodes 576 amino acids. Gene Ontology annotation, biological process: SCF-dependent proteasomal ubiquitin-dependent protein catabolic process. Gene Ontology annotation, molecular function: protein binding. The record is from RefSeq and is a predicted model, not a curated record. NCBI's taxonomy places the organism in Eukaryota, Viridiplantae, Streptophyta, Pinopsida, Cupressales, Cupressaceae. Gene Ontology annotation, cellular component: SCF ubiquitin ligase complex.
CACAAAAUGAAAAAAAUUAAUGAGCUGAUUGAUAAGAGCCACCUUCCCCACAAGGCGAAUAAUUCCAGAUUGCGACAGAGUUAAAUCCCAAAAAUGGGUAUUUAAGAAAAUGCCAAACCCUCAAUAAUAAUUUAAGCCCACAGUCGGAGAGGACAAAAUAUACAGGCAAAAGAGAGGAUCCCGGAAAGAAAUCCGCCGGGUUUCUUUCUGCAAUUUUUUAAUCUUUAAAAAGUAAAAAAAGUCUUCGUCUGUGCGGGCCAACUCACGAGGACAGGAGAGGAUUAAAAUAAUACAAAGGUUAAGCCCAGCAGGUAUUUGAGGGGCGGUGGGCGAGGCGCAAUGUGGGCCGUCCGAUGGGGCUCAGCUCUGACCGGGGGUUAAUCAUAAGGAUUAGAUUUGGGGUUUGAUCUGUACAGGAUACAUAGGAAGGGGGGAGUAGAUACAGAAAGACCCAAGAGGAAGAGGAAAUACAGAGUGAAGAGGAAGAGGAAGGGGAUUUCAGGUGCAAGAUUGGAAUUUUUUGCUUUCUGGGUUGUGUUGGAUGGUCUGAAGGUACGAAAGGAGGUGGAAAUGGCCGGGUCGGGGCCGGGCGGGCAGGUCAGGGCCAGGGCCGGGGCCUAAUCUGAGCGUCUGUCUAAUCUAUGUAUUUGUAGUGGGAGUAAAAAGAGUAUGGUGGAGAAGAGGAGGAUGAGUACGGCGUUCCCUGACGAAGUGUUGGAACACGUAUUGGCGUUCCUGUCGUCGCACAGAGACAGGAACGCGGUGUCCCUCGUCUGUAAGUCAUGGUUUCGGGUGGAGGCGUGGAGCCGGCAGAGGGUUUUUAUUGGAAAUUGCUAUGCCGUAAGCCCGCAGGCGAUGAUAAAACGGUUUCCGCGCAUAAAGGCGGUGACGCUCAAGGGGAAGCCGCACUUUGCUGACUUCAAUCUAGUGCCCGCCGGGUGGGGCGCUGAUGUGCAGGCUUGGGUGGCCGCCAUGGCCAAGGCGUACCCGUGGCUGCAGGAGCUCCGCCUCAAGCGCAUGGUUGUUACUGACGAGACGCUCGAGCUGCUGGCGCACUCGUUCCCCAAUUUCAAGGUCUUGGUGCUCACCAGCUGCGAGGGCUUCAGCACUGACGGCCUUGCCACUAUUGCCGCGCACUGCAGGCACCUCACAGAAUUAGAUUUACAGGAGAAUGAUAUUGAAGAGCGUGAUGGCCAUUGGCUAAGUUGCUUUCCAGAGUCCAGCACAUCAUUGGUUUCUUUAAACUUCGCAUGCCUUAAUUGUGAGGUGAACUUUGAUGCACUUGAGAGAUUAGUUGCAAGAUGUACUUCACUUAGGAGUUUGAAAUUGAACCGCUGGGUGCCAUUGGAGCUACUUCAUCGGCUCUUGAUUCGAGCUCCACAUCUAGUGGAUUUAGGUACAGGUGCAUAUCUCCAUGAACCACGGACUGAACAAUAUGCUAAGCUUAAAUGUGCCUUUGAGAAUUGCAAGGGGCUUCAAAGCUUAUCAGGGUUUUGGGAGGUUGCACCUGUCUAUCUACCUUCAGUCUAUUCAGUCUGUUUGAAUUUGACAUCUCUGAACUUGAGUUAUGCAACCAUUCCGAGUGUGGAACUUAUUAAGCUUCUCGGCCAUUGCCACAAAUUGCAGCGCCUAUGGGUAUUGGAUUAUAUAGAAGACAAAGGACUUGAAGUGGUUGCCUCAACAUGCAAGGAUUUGGAGGAAUUGCGUGUUUUCCCAGUAGAUCCUUAUGGUCAAGGAGCCUUGUCAGAGCAAGGCUUAGUGGCUAUUUCAAGGGGCUGUCCAAAGCUCAAUUCUGUACUAUAUUUCUGCCAUCAAAUGACAAAUGUAGCUUUGACUACUGUUGCAAAGAAUUCUACUUCUCUUAUCCGUUUCCGUUUGGUUAUAAUUGACCCCACAAAGCCAGAUUCUGAAACAGGGCAUCCCUUGGAUGAAGGUUUUGGAGCUAUUGUUCAGUAUUGUAAAGGUUUGCGGCGUCUGUCAAUGUCUGGCUUCCUUACAGACAAAGUUUUUCAGUUGAUUGGCUCAUAUGCCAAGUGUUUGGAGAUGCUUUCUGUUGCUUUUGCUGGUGAGAGUGACUUUGGUAUGCAGUGUAUAUUAUCAGGCUGUACAAAUCUCCGUAAGCUUGAGAUAAGGGAUAGCCCCUUUGGUGAUGCGGCUCUUUUAUCAGGUCUAGAAAAGUAUGAAUCAAUGCGAUCCCUUUGGAUGUCAUCCUGUAAUGUUACUUUGGAUGGUUGCAAGGACUUGGCAGCAAGGAUGCCAAACUUGAACGUUGAAGUUAUCAAUGAAAGGGAUCAAUUUGAAAGCUUAGGUGUUAGAAAUCAUCCCAUGGAUAGGCUAUAUGUCUACAGGACACUGGCUGGACACCGGGAGGAUACACCAGAUUACGUGUGGACUUUGUAAUUGCUUUCAUUUUUACUGUACCAUGGAUAAGGUGAGCAGGUUCUUGUUAGAGCAACAAUAUUCCAACUGUGGGCAGGUCUUUCCUCUUUUAUACCACGGGUUAGGCUGGCAAGUUCUUGUUUUAUGUUUCACUUUGUGUUUCAAGAUCUGUAUGCCUUGUACAGACAAAUUGUAGUGUUAAAUACUGCUUGUCAUAGACCUGUAACCUUUAUAUCCUUUCAGCACCAUGUUGCAGUAUCCUACACUUCAGCACUUAACAGUUGCACUGCUUCUAAAUCAGCCACAACAAUUGUUUAGCUGCAGCAAUCCAGCAGCCUUUCAGGCUAAUAGUCUUACUUUAGUCUGUUAAUAUUUAUUUAACUCAGCAGGCAUACAUUUGGUUUGAUUUCAAUUUUUUUAAGAGAAUCCUGCCAGUAACUGUUGGUUAAGACUACCAUGUUAAACAAAAUGUCUUAUUUUAUUGACAAUGAGGGAACAGUCUCUGGAAGAUUUGUUUCUAAUCAGAUGCCAAACUUCAAUUUGUGUUA